GCUGCUUCCGUUUGCAGUACAAAACCGGAGGUGCGGUGGGGGUGGUGUGUCAAUAGAGCACACGGUUGUGUUGUGCCGAGGAUGCCCUGGGUUGGCAACAGCCGCCGCUGCUGCUGAGCGACGCCGGGAUUCUGCUUCUCUCCCCGCUCACGCGCAACCCGACUCCGACAUGGUGGUGCGGGCGCUGCUGCGGGCGGUGAUCAUGGGCCCCCCUGGCUCCGGGAAAGGCACCGUGUCUUCCCGCAUCGUCAAGCACUUCGCCCUGAAACAUCUCUCCAGCGGAGAUCUGCUCCGGGAGAAUAUGAACAAGAAGACGGAAAUUGGUAUCCUUGCUAAGUCGUAUAUUGAUCAGGGGCGACUGAUUCCUGAUGACAUCAUGACACAGCUGAUGCUAACUGAGCUGAAAACUCUUGACCAGAACCACUUGCUGCUGGAUGGCUUCCCCAGGACUGUUCCACAGGCCGAUGCCCUGGAUAAAGUGUGUCCGAUAGACACCGUGAUCGACUUAGAUGUGCCUUUUGAGACCAUCAGACAACGCCUGACUGCACGUUGGAUCCAUCCUGCGAGUGGCAGGGUCUACAAUCUUGAAUUCAAUCCUCCCAAAGUCCCUGGUUGUGACGAUGAUACCGGAGAGCCUCUUGUUCAACGAGAUGAUGACAAACCAGAAACGGUUAUGAAGAGGCUGAAAUCUUACGAAGCACAAACCAAACCUGUCCUAGAAUAUUACCGUUCAGAGAGUUAAUUUCUCCCUGAGGAGAGAACCCUGAAGCAGAACAAAAAUUGAGAGAUGGUGGACUUUUGCCUGUCCUUGCAGAACUAUGGUGGGAAAACCUGCAGCUGUGAAACUUGUGCCUCUCUCAGAGCUCUUUCCAAGGCAGAGGCCCCGUCUCUGGUGGAAGUGGGGUGUGCCACAGGCAUGGUCCCCUUACAGCCAAGUCAUCACUCUUAUUUAUAAGGCAGCCCCAUUCUGUGAAUUUGCGGAUUGACUUGAGCCGCUGUAGCUCAAAGACAGCAAUUUGUGCUGUGGCAGCCAAAGCAUGACUUGGCAAGUGGGAUGGACUGACCUCCUGCUCUGCCCUACCUGCUUUAUAAAACUCUCAUGCUCAAGGCAAUUGCUUCUAUGCAUGAACCUGAGGUAGUUUUGGGUGCCAUUCGCUUUAGUGGAUCACUGUUUGGCGGUAUAAAUUGCAGGCCCAGGGCCUCCAAAUUUGGAAUGAAGACUGCAGGAGGGCUAGGUUAACAUCCCCUUAUCUUCCAUGCUAAAUUCUCAAUCUGGAUUGGGAUUGCUGUACUUACUCUAGAGUAAAACAAAUCAUAGCUGCUAGCUGUAUGUCUUUAAAGUAAUGUGUGCUUUGUGGCUAAGGUGGGCCACCAGGCCACACACGCCUCCCUGCUGUGCUGCCAAAUUCAACAGGCUAGGGGAGGGAGUUAUUUUUUGCUGCCCCAUCAAGAUCUCUGCAACUUGAAAGAGAUCAAUCCAUCAGC
Messenger RNA from Elgaria multicarinata webbii, 1485 nucleotides. It is a transcript of the gene AK3, whose product is annotated as adenylate kinase 3. Gene Ontology annotation, biological process: nucleobase-containing compound metabolic process. The record is from RefSeq and is a predicted model, not a curated record. The transcript has 5 exons. Lineage: Eukaryota; Metazoa; Chordata; Lepidosauria; Squamata; Anguidae. Gene Ontology annotation, cellular component: mitochondrion; cytoplasm. Gene Ontology annotation, molecular function: AMP kinase activity; ATP binding. Bases 170 to 742 code for a protein of 190 amino acids.